CGUGUGUGGCGUAUGCUCGCACAGGUUUUUAACGUCAUAACAUAGGCGAUAAUUUUUUUAAUACCACCGCCCAAUCAACAUGCUAUUUUGUCAAGUGAACUUUUAAUAAAUUUUAAUAUAAAUAUUUUAAUUAUUAAUAAAUUUUAUAUUCUACGAGAGCAAGAUGAAUGUAAUAACAGCUGUAAAAUAUUAUGUUGCCAAAAUGACAGAGGAAAGUGGUCCAGGAAUGAAAGUUCUGUUAAUGGAUAAACAAACGACCAGCAUUAUCAGUUUAGUUUACAGCCAAUCAGAAAUAUUGAUGAAAGAAGUUUAUCUUUUUGACCGUAUUGAUGCCUCUGUUCGAAGUGAAGGCUUAAAACAUUUAAAAUGUAUUGUUUUUAUAAGGCCAACAGAAGAGAAUGUUAGACUUCUAUGCAAUGAACUCAGAUACCCAAAAUAUGGAGUGUAUUAUAUUUAUUUUAGUAAUAUCAUACCUAAAACCGAUAUAAAAUUACUCGCUGAGAAUGAUGAACAAGAAGUAGUUAGAGAAGUACAUGAAUUUUAUGCCGAUUAUUUAGCUAUAAGUCCACAUUUAUUUUCUCUUGGAAUUAGCACAUGUUCUAGAGGACUCAAUUGGGAUCCAGUGCAUUUGCAAAGGACUGUUCAAGGCAUAACAGCAGUGUUAUUAUCUUUGAAAAAAUGUCCACUCAUUCGUUAUCAAAGUAAUUCUGACAUGUGCAAACAUUUAGCUGAAAAAAUUCGUUAUGUUUUAACACAAGAAUCAAGUUCCUUUGAGUUUAGACAAGAAUCAAGUCCAAUUUUAUUAUUACUUGAUAGAAGAGAUGAUCCAGUAACACCACUACUCAAUCAGUGGACUUACCAGGCAAUGGUGCAUGAAUUAUUAACUAUAAAUAAUAAUAGAGUGGAUUUAUCAAAUGUUAAAGGUAUAUCAAAGGAAUUGAAAGAAGUUGUACUUAGUGCAGAACAUGAUGAAUUCUAUGCAAAUAACUUACAUCUUAAUUUUGGAGAAAUUGGUCAAGUAAUAAAAGAAUUGAUGGAAGAUUUUCAAAAAAAGGCUAAGAAACAUCAAAAAGUUGAAAGUAUAACUGACAUGAAAAAUUUUGUUGAAACAUAUCCAUUAUUCAAGAAAAUGUCUGGCACGGUUGCCAAACAUGUAACAGUUGUUGGUGAACUAUCUAAUAUGGUUGGAAACAAUAACUUACUUGAAGUAUCUGAACUAGAACAAGAACUUAGUUGCCAAAAUGAUCACUCUAAUCAACUUCAGAAAAUUAAAAAACUCAUCAAUGAUAGUCGGGUGCGAGAUAUUGAUGCAACUCGCCUCGUUACGCUUUAUGCAUUACACUAUACAAAACAUACUAAUAAUGACGUUGCUGCUUUAUGUGCAAUGUUGAAAAAACGAAAUGUCCCUGAAAAAUAUGUGAAGCUUGUAUAUAGUAUAUUAGAUUACAGCGGUAUCUCUACAAAACAAAUAAACUUAUUUGACAAAGAGGCGGUUGCAAAGAUAACUAAAAAAUUGUUUAAAGGAUUAAAUGGAGUUGACAAUAUUUAUACGCAACAUACGCCAUUGUUAGCCGAAACUGUUGAAGAUCUUAUUAAAGGCAAAUUAAACAUUCAAACCUUCCCCUAUUUAGGAAAUAUAGUACUAACAAAAAAACCUCAAGAUAUCAUUCUCUUCAUGAUUGGUGGAGCAACUUAUGAAGAAAGUCUUUCAAUUUACAACUUAAACAAGCAGAAUCCCGGAACAAGAAUAAUAUUAGGCGGUACAACUAUUCAUAACUUUGAAAGUUUUUGCGAAGAAAUCCAGUCGGCAAUGGUAGGCGUGAUCGCAAGGUAUCGACCUAAGAGCAUACGAGAACGAAACGAGCGCGACCAUGAUUAAAAUAACAAU
Messenger RNA from Phymastichus coffea, 1888 nucleotides. RefSeq names its product vacuolar protein sorting-associated protein 45 (gene Vps45). Gene Ontology annotation, cellular component: Golgi membrane. NCBI's taxonomy places the organism in Eukaryota, Metazoa, Arthropoda, Insecta, Hymenoptera, Eulophidae. The record is from RefSeq and is a predicted model, not a curated record. The transcript is spliced from 8 exons. The coding region runs from base 164 to 1879 and encodes 571 amino acids. Gene Ontology annotation, biological process: vesicle-mediated transport; intracellular protein transport.